This is a messenger RNA of Magnolia sinica, 1446 nucleotides long. Its product is annotated as putative receptor protein kinase ZmPK1. The transcript has a single exon. The coding region runs from base 1 to 1446 and encodes 481 amino acids. Lineage: Eukaryota; Viridiplantae; Streptophyta; Magnoliopsida; Magnoliales; Magnoliaceae. Gene Ontology annotation, biological process: recognition of pollen. The record is from RefSeq and is a predicted model, not a curated record.
AUGGCCCCCUCAAUUCCCUUCUUCCUUCUCCUCCCACUCUUCCUCUCCUCCCUCCCACCAUCAAUUCAACAGAACCUUUCCUUCUCCAUCGACGAUUCCCCGUGGCGGCCCGAUCAGGUGGGCCGCAUCCUGGUUUCCCCCAAUUCAACCUUCGCCGCCGGUUUCCAGUCGAUCCCCGACUCAUCCCAAUCGUAUAUCUUCUCAAUUUGGUAUCAGAGCGAUUCCAAUCGCACCAUCCUGUGGUCACUCAACGGCGAUCAACCGGUCAACCAGUCAGCUUCCCUGAUCGUCACACCCUCAGGGGCCCUCCAGCUCAAUGGCCCCACAGGCCAGAACCUAUGGCGGGACGCCAUUGGCCGAUCCAACGAUUCCAAACUACUACUAAAUGAAGAUGGUAGCCUGGUUUUCGACAAUUGGACUAGUUUCGACUACCCCACCGAUACCAUCCUCCCAAAUCAGCCGUUCCUCCGUAACAAAACGACGCUGAUCGCACGGCGGGAUUUGAAUUCUUACGCCAAGGGAAGCUACAUGUUCUUCGAUGCGAAGAUCCUGACCUUCAAUUCGUCCGACAAGUACUGGCCUGGCGACGACGGCAAUGGUUUCCGAAAUCUAACCAAAGACGGUGUGAUUUUGAGGGACAAUGGAAACUUGAUCACGGCCGACGCGAAUUCUAAUCGGAACCGUCGAUUGACUCUAGAUGUCGAUGGGAACUUGAGAAUUUACAGCCUGGAUCGUAAUUCAAGUUCGUGGACCGUCGUCUGGCAAGCGGUCCAGGAGCUCUGCACCAUACAUGGCUCAUGUGGCCCGAAUUUCAUAUGCAUGAGCAAUGGGUUCGAUUCGAGAACCUGCGUCUGCCCCGUCGGAUUCAAAAUGGUGGGCCCGGCCUGCGAGAGGAAGAUCGAGCUACAGGUGGACCGUCGCCGCAGCAAAUUCCUCCGGUUGGAUUUCGUCAAUUUCACAGGCGGCGCCAAUCAGACCGAUCUGAAGGCUCCAAACUUCACGACAUGCGAAUCGGGCUGCCUCGCCAAUUCCCGCUGCCUUGGAUUCGCCACCAAGUUCAACGGUAACCAGUACUGCGUCCACCAGAUCGACCGCUUGCUGAACGGCUACUGGUCGCCGGGAUCGGAGGUGGCCAUGUUCCUUCGGGUAGACGAAUCAGAGCCUGACGAAUCAAAUUUCACAGGCAUGACGACGAUGCUCGAGACUAUCUGCCCGGCCAACAUAAGCCUCCCAUUCCCACCAAAAGAAUCCAACGCCGAGCGGCGGAACCUCGCAAUCAUCUGUUCGCUCUUCGCCGUCGAGCUUAUAAGUGGGGUUCUCUCCUUCUGGGCCUUCCUGAGGAAAUACUCCAAGUAUCGCGACAUGGCUCUCAUUUUAACAUGCGUCGACUCAUUUCCUGAGGUCGCACGAGUCGGGAGGCCGCUGUUUCAGCGGCGGAACGAAUAA